Molecule: messenger RNA, 828 nt
Organism: Raphanus sativus (radish)
Lineage: Eukaryota; Viridiplantae; Streptophyta; Magnoliopsida; Brassicales; Brassicaceae
Exons: 2
Coding region: 78-647 (189 amino acids)
Molecular function (GO): protein binding
Source: RefSeq, a predicted model, not a curated record
UCUUCACUUGGCUUGCAGAGACAAAACCUACUAGAACAAUCCUUUUCUCUCUCUCUCUCUUGACUUCUCUCACAGCGAUGGUUACUUCUCCGACAAACUCAUCAAUCAAAUUCCUCUGUAGCUACGGCGGGAAAAUUCUACCUCGUUAUCCCGACGGCAAACUCCGUUAUAACGGCGGUCACACCCGCGUCCUCGCCGUUCCCCGCUCCGUCUCAUUCUCCCAGCUAACGUCGAAGAUGGCGGAGAUGUGCGGAUCCACCGUCACAAUCCGGUGCCAGCUUCCGACGGAAGAUCUCGACGCGCUCGUUUCCGUUACUUCCGACGAAGAUCUGGCGAAUCUGAUCGAAGAGUACGACCUCGUCUCCUCCUCGUCGCCGAUGAAGAUCAGAGUCUUCUUAAAUCCUCCGAAAUCGACGACGAUCGCGCCUCCUCCGCAGUUAGCGUUGCCGUCGUCGUCGUCGACCACGUCAUCAUCAUCAUCAUCUUCCUCGAAUUCGUCUCCUAGAUCUCCGUCGACGUCGAAACCGCCGCUACCUCCGUCGCCGCCGAGGUUGACGAUGGUGAAGAAUCAGUGUUACGGUUGUUACGUCGUCCACCGUAACUCGAGGAAUAUGUACCUCGUCCACAACGGGAAUCACUGGCAAUAACCCUAAUUAAGCCCCACGAUAAUCAGAUUCAAAAAAAAAUAAUUAAGAAUCGAAUAUAUUACAUAAAGAAAAAAAGUUUUUUGUUUAAAAAUGUAAAGAGAGAUAUAAAAGGUGUUAAAGUGAUCUAUCUCUAUAUGACGAUCAGUGACCGUCGCAAUUAAUGAGAUCAUCCUAAUGCGUU